This is a messenger RNA of Acipenser ruthenus (sterlet), 3384 nucleotides long. Its product is annotated as lamin-B2-like. The coding region runs from base 269 to 2566 and encodes 765 amino acids. The record is from RefSeq and is a predicted model, not a curated record. The transcript has 16 exons. Gene Ontology annotation, cellular component: cytoplasm; nuclear envelope. Lineage: Eukaryota; Metazoa; Chordata; Actinopteri; Acipenseriformes; Acipenseridae.
UUUAAAGACAAAACUCAGGUAGUCAGACAACUGAAUUAAAAAAUGGUCUGCAAGCCCUGCGUUUCCACCUUGUGAAGUCCCCGCCCCUUAUUGUAAGGGUUCGUUUGGACUGUGUCUGCGCACCCAUCCAUGGCAACCAUCAACAAACUACAGAAAGUGGUAACUGGCUGAAAUACCGGGACGUGAUUAGAUUUCUUAAAACAAAAAUCUCACGAAGUGGUUGCAACUGGUUGUUUUUAAACCCCAUAUCUUAUUAAUUCUAAGAAAAAUGCCUCACCAAGCAUCUGAUAUCAAUAAUAUUUCUAUGGUAAAAGAAGAUCAUCGUCUGUGUGAGAAGGCCCAACUGCAAGAACUGAACCAGCACUUUGGUAACUGUAUCCAGAAUGUGAGGUCUAUGAGGGGUCAGCCAGCACAGUUUGACUCUGCAGCACAGCUGAAUCACAUUCAGAGGUCAGAGGAGGAGAUCCUAGCCAUCCGGAGCAUGUAUGAUAAAGAGAUUCAGGCCCUCCAUAGGCAGCUGGAGCUGACCAGCUAUGAGAGGGCAAGACUAGAGCUUAACAACCUCCAGAACUGCCAGAUGGCUACUGAAUACCUGGACAGAGUUACUGAGCUAAAUGGCCACCUCUUAAGAAAAGAUGAAGAACUGAGGAGUCAGCAGCUGCUAUUGUCUCAGAAGGAAAAGGAGCUUGAGAAAAAGACUGAUUUGACUGUGUCUCCCUCUGCCAAGCCUGACCUGGGCAGAAACGAACUUGAAGAACUACACCACCGUCUCCAGGAAAUUCAGUUCAGGUACGAAGCGGAAUACUCCCAAAGGUUGCAGCUUCAGGAUGAAGUGAGUGUUCUAAAACACAAGCUGGAACUGCAGCAAGAGGAUCAUUCCCAGCUGCUGGAUUUAAAGAUGCACCUGAGUAAUGACCAGAGACACCGUGGACAAGUGGAUGAAGAGAACCAGCAUCUGCUUGAGCAGGUGAAUGAGCUGACAGCCAAGAUCACUGCACUGGAAAGCAAGCUUUUCCAUGAAGAGAGCAACAACAGAGGGCUCAUUGAGAGGCUGAAACAGGAGCGACUGAGCGACCAGCGGCGCAUUCAAGCCCUGGAGACCAGGCUAGAGGAAAUGCAGGAUCUGCUGCUGGUCAAAAUGAAAGAGCUUGCUGACUCUCAGGAGGCGGACGCACCUCUACAAACAGAGCCUGACUCUCUCAAGGCUGUGGUCGAUGAAGAAAAAGACAAGUUUUUACAGAACCAGUCCCACCUAAGCUCAGAGAGGCUCCACACGGCAGAGGACCUGCCUCAGUGCACAUCUCCUGACCCGACAGCCUUCAGCUCAAGCCAUACAGCGUGUAUAUCACCUAAGCCAGGAAGACCAGCCACUUCUUCUGGGAUACAAAGAAGCAGGCAAGAAAAAGGAAUGGUUAGCUUUGAAGAGUCAGAGGGUCCCAAGCGAGCUGUUUCUGUGCCACCUUCCCUUGAUCUGGGGAAAGCCUCUAUGGGGCAAGGAAAGGAUUAUUUCAACUCUUUGUUCAGGGAGCUGAAGAAGGAAGCAGCACCCCCUAGUAAGAGCAAAAGCAGGUCUUCCACAGCACAAGACUACCAAAAUGCAAACUCCAGUGCCAUUGGGAUUAUUGAAAUAGCUGAAGUCGAUCAGAGUGGACGGUUUGUAAGGCUGGUAAACAGUUCACCUGAGCUUGAAGAGGACAUUGGUGGAUUCAUCCUGCAGCAGAAUGUUGGUGGCCAUCCUGUGGCAGUGUAUAGAUUCCCACCAAGGACACGAAUGAAGGCAGAUGCCACAGUAACACUGUGGUCAGCAGCAGCAAAUGUCUCUCACAAACCUCCAAAGGAUUUUCUAUGGAAAGAGCAAAAUAGAUUUGGGACUGGUCCAGAAUGUACAACCAUCUUCUGCAGACCAAAUGGCCAGGCAGUAGCUUGGUAUACACCGGCUCGAUGGAAUGUUAGGUUACAACAAGCAUGGCAAGACCCUGUCUCUGAUGAAGAGGUUCAGACCAGAAGCCAUUCAGCUUUACUGUCUAACGAUGGUAAGCUAGCAGAGAAAGUGGAAUAUGAGACGGCUGGGAAUCAUGUAGACCUGCCUAGUACUAAACACUCAAGAACCCAGAGUAACCAGAGAGAAGAGGAGCCACCUGUUUUACUGAAAAGGGAGAAGGAGGCUCCACUUGCUCUAUUCCCACCUCGCAGUCCCUGGGUUCAGAGCACCAGCUCUCCCACACACCCUGCCUAUGCACCCCCCAGACCACUGUCCAUGGGUAAUGACGGGAGCAGCCUGUGCAGACAGGCUCGGUCACAGUCUACCAGGCCAGACCCAGCAGCCGGUUAUCUGUGUACAGGGAGCAGCAGUGGCAGGAGUGCAGCCUCAGGAAGGGAACGCAGCAAAAGAGGGCCUACUCGCUCAGCAGGGCCCAGUCUAGGUGGAGUAAUGUACUUGGGGCACCCCACUCCCUUUGCCUCCCCACUGCAGAGAUACUACGCCAACGCCUCGUACAACAUCAAGCUGUCUAGCCAGGCACCUCUCUCACCAAGCCGUCUAACUUCUAGCAGAAAAACCUGCUGAACUGUACCUAGUUCUGGAGAAAGCGAAAAUGCCAUUGAUUUAUAAGUUUAUGUUAAUGUGUAGUCAUUAAGCUUGUUAAAAAAAAACACUGCUUUGUAGUUUUCCAUAUACUUAAUGAAAAAAUGACAAAAAUAAAAGAAAUGUGACAUUUCGAAAUCUAACAUGAAAUACUGUACUACUAUUAUGGCUUCCGGUAGACUUUUCCAGUAUCAUUUUGUAGUUUCUUUAAUUACAUGAUGUUAAAUAAAAUAUCUAAAUUAUGUUCUUCAGAUCAGCUACAUCUUUGUGAAGUACCGAUCUCUUUUUGAGCACUUUAAAUGCAAAAUGAUAUAAUUAAGGGUAAAAAUGACAUUUUCUUCUUAACACUUGAGUUCUGUUUUAUGUCCCUGUCUUUAUUAUGAAUGCUGCAGGUAUCGCAUGUUUCUAAUGUUUAAUUCAUUUUUCUUAUUUAUCUAAAUCCAAUUAUAUGUUACGCUACACUAAAAAAAUGACUGCUCCCUUAUCUCUAUUGUUUAAUGCAUUGUGUUGCAUAUUUCAAGGUGUUCUCUUCAAUUAAAAGUAGAAAAAAAAUAGGCGCAAACAACACAACAGUGCCUGAGUGGCCUUGGUUUGGUUCUAGUUUUUUUAAUUGUUAAUUUAAUACCUUUUUUUGCAGCCUUGAUAAUUACAUUGUUUUGUUUUAAUGGAACUUUUUAAUGUUUUUUUUUUUUUUCUUCUUAACGGUCUAAUUGAAUCUCUGGACAAUGUUUACAAAGUCAUGAGCAAAGACCUGUUGUUUUUUUGUGUGUGUUUUUAAAUAAAGUUUGGUAUUAAUGAAA